Didymella exigua CBS 183.55 is the source of this 2226-nucleotide messenger RNA. Its product is annotated as glutaminyl-tRNA synthetase. Gene Ontology annotation, biological process: translation; glutaminyl-tRNA aminoacylation. Gene Ontology annotation, cellular component: cytosol; cytoplasm. Gene Ontology annotation, molecular function: glutamine-tRNA ligase activity; ATP binding. NCBI's taxonomy places the organism in Eukaryota, Fungi, Ascomycota, Dothideomycetes, Pleosporales, Didymellaceae. The transcript has 3 exons. The record is from RefSeq and is a predicted model, not a curated record. The coding region runs from base 88 to 2010 and encodes 640 amino acids.
UCCCCUCCAAAACCCCACCAGCUGCUGCACGAGAGCUGCGCAACAAAGAUAAAGUCCUUUGAGCUGCUCUGAUACAGAAGACAAGCCAUGUCAGAACCAGCACCACCUCUACCUGAGACGGCACCUGCUGCGACGCCUGCCGUAGCGCCACCUGCUGAAGAAGAGAAGGGGCCCUCUAAGCGCGCACUCGAAAAGGCAGCAAAGAAAGCUGCCGCCAAAGCAAAAAAGGCCGAGCAUGCGCUGCGACCGAAGGAGCAGGCGAAGCCCGCGGCCAAGGCCGAGCCUGUCAGCAUGUUCGCCGAGGGUUGGCUGAAGCGCAUCUACGAGGAGAAGCCCGUCAAGGAUGUACACACGCGGUUUCCCCCCGAGCCCAACGGCUACCUGCACAUCGGCCACUGCAAGGCGAUUGCGGUCAACUUCGGGUUCGCGAAACACCACAAGGGCGUGUGCUACCUGCGAUAUGACGACACGAACCCUGAGAAGGAGGAGGAGAAGUACUUCACCAGCAUUGUGGACAUCAUCAAGUGGCUGGGUUUCGAGCCUUGGAAGGUCACGUACAGCAGUGAUAACUUUGACAAGCUGUAUGAGCUAGCCGAGGAGCUGAUCAGGAAGGAUGGUGCAUACGUAUGCCACUGCUCUAGAGAGGAGGUCAACAUGCAGCGCGGCGGCCCCGACAACCGCGGCAAGCGCUACGCCUGCGAGCACCGCACACGGCCGAUCGAACAGUCCAUCACCGAGUUCCGCGCCAUGCGCGACGGCAAAUACAAGGCGGGCGAGGCGUAUCUGCGCAUGAAGCAGAGCCUGACAGACCCCAACGAGGGCAAUCCGCAGAUGUGGGAUCUGCCCGCCUACCGCGUUGUCGAGAGAAACCACCACCACAGGACUGGCGACACAUGGAAGAUCUACCCGACCUACGACUUCACACACUGCAUCUGUGAUGCGCUGGAGGGGAUCACGCAUUCGCUGUGCACGGUUGAGUUCCGCCAGAGCAGGAUAUCGUACGACUGGCUGCUGGAGAAGCUGGACAUGAAGGUGCCCAAGUCGGAAGAGAAGGGCCCUAUGCAGCGCGAGUACGGCCGUCUGAGCGUGAACGGCACGAUCCUGUCGAAGCGCCGCAUCCUCAUGCUUGUCGAGGGCGCAAAGGUCGGCGACAGAGAAAUCCUACCCUCAGUCCGCGGCUGGGACGAUCCUCGCCUCUAUACCAUGGUCGCCUUGCGCCGCCGUGGUAUCCCUGCGAAAGCCAUGCUCAACUUCGUCGAAGAGCUCGGCGUCACAGACUCGUACACCGACAUCGAAGCACCGCGCUUCGAAUCCUCGAUCCGCAAGCACCUCGAGCGCACCGUCCCGCGCCAAAUGCUGGUCCUCGAGCCCGUCAAAGUCGUCAUCGAAGACUUCGCCGCCGAAGACGACCAGGAAGUCGUCGUCCCCUACGACCCCAAGGGCGGUAUCAAGGGCGAGCGUAAAGUCAAGGUCGGCAUCUCCAUCUACAUCGACAGCAGCGACUUCCGCGAGGAAGACGACUCGGACUACUUCCGCCUUGCGCCUAACAAGACCGUUGGCCUGUACAACGUGCCCUUCUCUAUCCGCGCUACGAGCUUUGAGAAGGAUGCUGCCGGCAACGUCACACUGAUCAAGGCCGUCAAGGUCCCUGCAGCUGAGAGGCCGAAGGCGUACAUCCAAUGGGUGGACGCGGAGACCGGGAUCAAGGUUACGGCACGACAGUACCAUUCCCUCUUCAAGACCGAGAGUCCGAAUACGCUGAACUGGAAGGAUGGGAGUUGGGCGGACGAUCUGAGGCCGGACUCUGAGAUUAUUUAUGAGAACGCCGUUAUUGAGCGGGGUUUGAACGAUCUGAUCAAGGAGAAUAGCCUCAACCCCAGUGGGAGCAGCGAUAGGCUGGUCAGGUUUCAGGCCCUCCGGACAGCAUACUUCUGCGUUGACAUCGAGUCGACCGAGGACAAGAUUGUGCUGAACCAGAUCGUUAGCUUGAGAGAGGAUAAGGGUAAAUGAGCGCAGUGGGUGGGGUAUACGGGCCCAGGCGUUUUGGGGAGAUGUGUUCAGCCACGGAGGCUGCAAAAUGAUGUAGAUGAGCGACGAAUCAUGCACGAGUCACCACAGCCCUGAAGCCUGCGACCUGCGACCCACUUUCAACCAUCACAUGCCCAAUACAUAUCGUGAGUCAACAAAAAGGUAGUGUGGGAAAAUUCGACUUACAACGUGCCGAGG